This is a messenger RNA of Etheostoma spectabile (orangethroat darter), 10314 nucleotides long. It is a transcript of the gene shisa9a, whose product is annotated as shisa family member 9a. Lineage: Eukaryota; Metazoa; Chordata; Actinopteri; Perciformes; Percidae. The coding region runs from base 451 to 2232 and encodes 593 amino acids. The transcript has 4 exons. The record is from RefSeq and is a predicted model, not a curated record. Gene Ontology annotation, biological process: regulation of short-term neuronal synaptic plasticity; regulation of AMPA receptor activity. Gene Ontology annotation, cellular component: postsynaptic membrane; dendritic spine membrane; AMPA glutamate receptor complex.
UCCUCCUCCUCUCCUUUUGCGCACCAGGCUCUCCCACCCUCGGCUCUUCUAUGCGCUCACUGUGCUCUCACACUCGGCGCGGCUCGUGUCUCUGCCUACUCCUGUGCGUAAGAGCGCACCGAUGGAUAUGUAAAGUGAUGCGCUCCUGAAAAACACCAAAUCUGAGCCUGCAUCAAUGCCUUCCUGGGAAGACGCUGCAGAGCGCGCGCGUUCGAGAGCGGUGUGUUAGAUUAAGUCAAGUUCAUACCACGGCGAUUGCUUUUAUUCUGCGCGGUUGGGUUGUUGUUUUCGGAAUGACAUGUUAAUCAAGAUGUUCAUCGGCACGGAUGACGGUGCGUUGCUAUUUGGAUGUGUGUUUCUGGACUUUUCACCAUAUCAUGACCACGCGCCCUUUUUCCUCUCUCCAAGUCUUUUCGUUUCUGCGUGAAGUUGAACGGAGGAGAAAGCACGAUGAGAGGGAAAUACUUUCUCCUCGGCUUCUUGUUGCUCAAACUUAUGGCUCUUGUGUGCAAGGCUGACGGGGAGCCGGGACUGCUCGGAGGAUUCGUAAUGAUCGCCACCUCCAACGGCUCGAGGGAGGAGGAGAGCGUGUCCGAGGAGACCCCGCACACGGAGGACAAAUGUCGGGGUUACUACGACGUGAUGGGCCAGUGGGACCCCCCGUUCAUCUGCAAAACGGGCAAUUAUCUGUACUGUUGCGGCACCUGUGGCUUCCGCUUCUGCUGCUCCUUCAAGCACUCGCGGCUGGAUCAAAGCACCUGUAAAAAUUAUGACACCCCGGUGUGGAUGAAGACCGGACAGACUCCCUACAAAAAAAUGAACAAGAUCCACGACAGCACCAAAGACAAGACGAACUUAAUUGUUUACAUCAUAUGUGGAGUAGUGGCCAUUAUGGCUCUUGUGGGGAUUUUCACCAAAUUGGGGCUCGAGAAGGCGCACCGGCCUCAAAGAGAGAACAUGUCCAGUGUGCUGCAGGGCGGCUGUCCAGGUGAGCAGUAUCGAGGGGAGGAGGCCCUAGGGAUGCAUUCGCAGCACUUUGUUUCCAGGGCCACAAACCUCCAGGGCGGUCAGAUGAACAACAGCAUGGGGCCGGGCUCCAACAUGGGCCAGCAGCACCCUUACCCUGCCCUCAGCCAGCUGGCUCAUGUCUACGAACAACAGCAACAGCAUCAGCAGCAGCAGCAGCAUCAGCAGCAGCAUCAGCAACAGCAACAGCAUCAUCAGCAACAGCAGCAGCAACAACAACAACAGCAAAACAAGGAUCUCAACAAGUACGCCUCCCUGAAGGCCGUGGCUGCCAAGUACAACGGUGAAGUCUACAACAAGCGCCGGCUGAUGGUGGAGCUGCCAACGAAGGGCGGGCUGCCUCUCCAGCCCAUGGGCAACUCCCGAUCCUCAAUGGGCAACAUGUCGUCGAUGACUCCUCCGAUGACCACCAACCCCAUGGCUUCCAACCAAAUGGUAUCCAAUUCCAUGAACCCUAACAUGAGCCAGAUGAGUUCCAUGAACCCUAACAUGAGCCAGUUGAGUUCCAUGAACCAUAACAUGAGCCAGAUGAGUUCCAUGAACCCAAUGACGUCUAUGAUGCCCAUGACUUCUAUGACACCCAUGACUUCCCUCAACCAGAUUACCAACAUGACUCCUAUGACCUCCCUAGGUCCACUGACUCCUGAGCCGGUGGCCACCUAUAUCACCGAGAUGCCCAGCAUCUCUUCCGUCUCAACCCUCCCGACAGAACGGCACAUAGCCGGUGUCGGAGGAGGGGGGGCACUCAAGCUGAAUGGCCAGAAACCUAAAGGCAGCCAUGGUCACAUGGGCCACAGCUCUCACAGCUCUCACACCCACAGUCAUGGUCACAGCCACAGUAGCAAGCCGCCAGGCCUUGGGGCCACCUCCCUGGCACACAUGGCAGGGACCAUGCCAGGUCGCACGUCCCUGGGUAUCUCCAGGGCCGCCGAGACCCCCAUUGGCUCCAGCUCGGCUACAAUGGGCCGCCCAAUGGCCUACAGCUCCAACACAAUCGCGGCCGGGCACACGAUGGGACUGGGGCUGAAGGCCUGGGAUGGGACUGAGACGGUGGGCCGGAGGAAGACCUACGGGCACAAGAAGCCUCAGUGUACUGUGCUGGAGCCCAACCAGCUUCACAGCACCAGAGUCCACAGCCACAGCCAACACUUCCUCCCCACACAGCCCUACUUUGUGACCAACAGCAAGACAGAGGUGACUGUGUGAGAGAGGAAGAAAGGGAGAAAAGGAGGGGCAAAGGAUGCAUGUGGUGUGGCGGCACAAGUAAUCUCUGAGUGGAGACACCAACUCCUGGGUUGGUCAACAGUGCAGAUCUAUGUGUGUGUUUGUGUGGCUCGCUGGUAUAAUGUGGUGGGACAGUGACACCGUGUCUGAGUGGUCCUUGUUUCACAAACAGAGUUUACCAAUCAAAUCAUGGAUGGCGUCCAAGUUGGUGGCAUAUGUAACCAUGACUUCAAAGAGCCUACUGACCGGGGAUGCAUUUACGUACACUUGGUGGUGAUAUUAGAGUGUUGUCUCACAGCCAACAUCUACGCGAUGAUGUUGACAAUAUCUGAGCAUUACAGUGCAACAACACACAGAUAAUAAAGUGGGAAACUGUUAUUUUCAAAUGGAAUGGCUUUAUGAACCAAACGUGAGAAGCAAUAUAAUGGAUUAAGUGUAAGGCACUAAAGCAUCAUGGGAAAGAAGAAACACAGCAAGUUUACCCACAAACCUCGCAACAAGAAUUCUGCUCAUCUGCCCAACAAAGCGUUGAAAGGUUUGGAAGAAAUAACAUUCCCUUAUGAUUCACCCCCCAACAAAAUCUCCCGAGGGCUUUGAAACAGACAUGAUGCAGGCGCUGGGCUUUGGACUGAAGACAUGCAGAGCAUUGUACUGUGGCUAUUCAGAAGAGCCUUCAUAAGAUCUGCAGCUGAAGGUCGUCCCUUUUCCGCAAGGCUCCAGCACAGAGAAUGGAUGCUGUCACACUGGCAUUGUUCUGUUCUGAUCUCGUCUGUGUGCUGACAGCUGGCCCAGAGGAGGGAUAAAUAGGCAGGGAGGCAGCAUCUGGAUGAUGCUGGAGCUAGCAGAGGCUCCACGGACACGAUUCUCAUACAUACAUACACACACACACAAAUUCAUGCAAACACAUAUUAUUACACAAACACGCAGAAAAGUAUCCUGUAGAAAUUCCCGCACACCAUGGUUUGACCAAUAUGUUUUGUUUAAAGCACCAAUCAUUUUAGAAUUCAGUUCCAGAAGGCUGAGAUUAUGUUUAAUUUGUACAUAUUUGUUCCUUUUUUUAAUUAGUCAAUUUGCAUUUAAAGAAAAAAAAUCAGUUUAGCGCUCACCCAAAAAUACAAUUUUUAAUCAGUGAAUUUAGACCAUCACAGUGGUUUAAAACUCUCGGAUUAAACCUUUUCUGAGAUAACCUUUUAGAAAUGACAGCUACAGUAUGUCAUCCAUUCAAUGACAGGGUACAGUUUGGGAAACAUUCUUUUGAAUUAGAAAACAAUUAACAACAGUACAAUUGUAAAAUUAAAGGAAUAGUUUUUGGAAAUAUGUGCAUUUGCUUUCUUGCUAAGAGUGAAUUGAGAAGAAGAUUGCCACCACUUAUGUCUGCAUUUUAAAUAUGAAGCCAAAGCCAGUAGUCGGUUAGCUUAGCUUAGCACAAACAAUGGAAACGGGGGGAAACAGCUAGAACGGUUCUAGUAGUAUAGUACAAUAACAAAAUCUGCAUACAAGCAUCUGAGGAAACUCCCUGAUUUAUGAUAUACCUAGCCUUUUUUAAAGCGAGACUUUGUGGUAAAUGUGCUAGACUAUUUCUAUUUUAGACACAGUCACUUAUUCUUAUCAUCAGCGUAACGCAACACUUCCUCUAAAAGAACAACUAAAAUGUGCAUAAUGCAGUUUUAAUGUAGCUAGGUCAGGCUUGGCCUUCAUCACACUGGAAGUGGACAAAAUGACCUAUUAAAUGAAAAUAUGUUCUAUGUAUGUACAAGUUAAAGCAAUCACAGACAGCACAGCAAGUCAAUUGAGCAACUAUAUGCAGAACAUAUUUCGUGGACCAAAUGUAAGCUUUGGCUUUUCAACAUUGUAUUUCUGCACAGAUUUUGCAUAGGAUGUUAUAUUUUUCUAGUUUUAGACAAAACAAGCAACUACUGUUCACAGUGGAUACAACAGGAGUUAAAUCACCACAUUUAUUUUAGCUGGUAAAAGAAGACACUGCCACUAUAACUUGGCUUGAUUAGAUCACUCACUGUACUCAAGCUCUAGCUGGAAAAAAAAAACCCACCACAACCAUCAGAGGGGGCGGGUGGGGGGCGACUAUCUAGGUUACAUUUCUCAUGAAAAUAAAUCUGUGAAAUAAGUCGGCCAAAUCUUCUACGGGCUUCUCCGAGCCUAUUUGUUUGUGUUGUAAUGAUGUGAGAUUUAUUAGCAGCUGCAGCCACAGAUAUCAUGUUGACCUUGUUAUUUUAAGUGCUACUUCCACCUCUAAGACCCUCUUUACAUUUGCGAUAAAGAUGCAUUUUCGAGCAAUCAGACUGUAAUGAGACAAUGCUAAGCCACAUGAAAAUAGAAAUAUAUGUACGCAUAAGAGAGAUGUACAUGACACUGUCGAAAAAAGAAAAAAAAGACACUGUAUUUCUGUGUGACACAUUUUUUAGGGGAAGCUCUAGCAGAGGUACACUCAGUUUAGGCACACUAUGUAUCCAGACUGCAUGUAGAUCUAUUUAAUUCAAUUCAUUCAUUUUUAUUUAUUGUAUCAAGUUACCCCGAGACACUUUACAGAUAGUACUCUGGACCACACUAUAAUUUAUAAAGUCACAACAAUUCUAUUAAUUCCCCCAAGAGCAAGCAUCUAGAGGUACAAGGGGGGGGGGGGGAUGAAAAGAUCCUGCUAAGCCAGUUGAGCGUGUAGAUAAGGGGCUGUGCGGGAGGGGCUGUUUUUUGCCUUCAGUCUGCGGAAGCCCCCGCUGUCUCAAGGGUCAUGAGACUGGAAACCUAAGACCAAACUGAAAGCAGGGAACAGGAUUUUAGAAGUCAUCAGAGCAUUAAAAAUAUGUCACCUAUACACUCACACCUAACAAACACACACACACACACACACACACACACACACACACACAGAAUACAUUACAGGGUGGACUCUGCUUUCCCUCUGCUCCCACAAUGCAGAGCGGCAGGCUUCAUCACUGCAGGGAGACAAAUGAGUCGGUACUGUUACUGCGCCUGUUGUACGUGAAAGACUCUGAAACUCCAGACAUUGGCCCUUUGUAGCGAUAACUGAUAUUAUGCUUUUUAUAUAUAUACAUAUAUAUAUUUAUUAAGCCUUUUCUCUCUUAAUCUCUCUUUUAAUCUUCACUUCUUUUCACCCCCUUUUUUUGUCUUCUUUGCUCCUUCCAUGGUCUCAACAGUCUCAACAAUAUCUGACAACAAAAACGGGGCUGUGAGGAAUCUUUUCUGUGAUAGUGCAGUACAGUCAUGAUGAGACAGUGAAUACUAAUUCAGUCCCCUACCCCACCUCCACCCCCACCCCCCACCUUGAAAGGCAUGAUUGGUGUGCAUUGUUCCAGCAGGACAUAUAAGUGAUUGAUUAUGUGUGCCAAAAAAUGUAAUUCAGUUUGCCAUUUUGUACCACUGUGUAUCCUCUUGAACACUGCGCACAUUUCACUCUUUACGACUUUUUUCUAUGUCUGGCUUUGUAUGUGUGCGUGCGCGUGUGUGUGUGUGUGUGUGUGUGUCCAACUUCAGCAUAUGAAUAUUGUCUCUUAAGCGGUCCAAACUCAAACAAACAAGCCAAACAAUUGGAUCAUAUAUUAAUGGGGUUAACAAUCCCAUAAACCGGUUUGCUUCUGAUGAGAAUUCUUUGCAUAUUGUUUUGCCUCCACCUUGUAUUUGUUUCUUCCUUUUCUUGACAGCUGGUGGUUUUGUUUGCGACAGAGUUGAGAAGCAGGUCAGUGUUUGCUCGGGAUGUGCAUUAUCAGACCCAAUUGGGUUAAUCCAGCAAGGCGGAAAUGUGGACAUAUGAACCCUCCUCGCCACCACGUGCUGCUCCACCCUUAAAGCCCAUUCAGCUCCUCAAAAGCAGCCACUGGAAUAAUUGGUAAGCUGGCAGGGCAGUGGAAACAGAAGAUAGCAAACAAACCAACAACAAAAAUUCCCUCAUCCCUCAUGGUAACAGCCAAAAUAAACCUGAUAGAAAGCAGGGAAGUGGUUCCGCUGGCUAGGUCGCUGUUGAUAGGGUCAGGCCCUACAGAUGACUGGGUUCAGGAAGCAGUCAUGCCUGACAUUUUCCAUCAGACAAGUCAGUCAGACAAAAAAAAUGCCAUUAAUGAGACUAAAGGACAGCGGUAGUCUGCAGACUCAAAACAGCCAGCUCAGUAACAGAGCCAGUGGGAGCUCUGGAACAGUGAGUGUUUAUCAUUAAUCCUGUAUCAUUCUUGUUUUUCUACAUUUUGACAACACAAUUUGGUGAUACAAUGUAGUCUUUGUGCUGGCUCAACAGGCCGUGAUGAUAAGUAGUAUUCAGUGCCGUGAGUUCAACUUUGGUGAACUUUGAAAUGUGAAUUUGUACUGUUGACCAAUAACAAGCCCUCAAAGCCGGAGAGUCCAUACUGGCAGCCUGGUUUCACCCCAAAAAAAUUCUUAAGUCAAUUCACGUGCUAUCACAACGCAAUAUUGUCUCUCCGCAUGUCAGUUCACAUCUAAGUCUCUAUGGACUUAUUUUGUGACAAAGUACAAUGAGAGUUAAAUAGGGAGACGAUCGGUGUAGAUGGAUGGGACAAAAAAACACAGGCCCAGGGGACUGCUGUUCAUGUCCCGUGUGAAACUAAAAGUCAGUGUUGACUGUUUUUACUUUAACUACUUACGUACUUAAUUUACUGAACAAACAUACUCAUUUUAAACCAUGAUCUUAUUUUUCUCCUAAAAAAAGUCACAAUGUUGACCAUGUGUUUUAAACUGACGAGUUUGGAAUGAGAUUGCGGCAGUACAUGACACGAGAAAAGCUUAACGUGCAUGGACAUGAUAUGCAAGAUGUCCUUAAAAUUGUCGUGCCAUUUAUAUGGCUUCCUACGAGAUGCCGUUGAAAAUGAAGAAAGCUAUCGGCUGUCUCGCCCCAUUCAUCCAUUUGAUUUACCCUCCUCUGCCUGAAUGUAAACACCGUCUGCAGACAGUUUGAGACUGGUGUCACGGGUACAAAUCUUGAAAUUAUAUGAACAAAACGCCAAGGGGAAAGAAGCUAUUGGAUCGCUAUUGUGACCGCCUAGCGCUAGCAUGCUCCAGGCUGGCUAGCUAUGGUAGUUCGCCGACUAGCCCUGCGAAGAGUCACCACAACAUCUAGAACCAAAUAUUUUGGGAAGACACAAUGCUUUUCGCUGUGCCACUUUCCGGUGUGACCGGGCCUUUUAGUCAAACUAGUCAAUCAAAACUUCCCCUACUCAGCUGGCCACUCUGUAAUAACAGACAUCUUGCAUGAUAGUGUCAGUGAUCACCUUCACCUCUUAGUGUCUUACUACCUACCGUGACACUGCCAAAUGGGUUCUAAAAUUCGGGAUGACCACUCAGUGUGAACUCAUUGCUCCAAACCCUUCAGGUUACUGAAAGUUCUGUGGGUGCACUGCCUGCCACAGCUUCAAGGUUUUGCUGUAUUAUUAUUUUUCUUCCUGUCUGAAUGGACGUCGAAUGAACAGUCGAUGUGCAAUUGGCCUAAUUAUAGGAAUCAGACCCAAGUUAGAGGGUGCAGCGGUUCACCGGCACAUUGAUCAGCAACAGAGGCGGGAGCAAGAAUCAGGCCGGUGAAGCAUGCAGCCUAAUGUUAUGUGGUGUUAACAUUUCUGCUUGAUGUGCUUUUGGCCUUGUGACCUUCAGUUACUACCUACUAUAUUAUUGUAUUUUUCUUUAUGAAUGCAAUAUUUUGACUGAGUUUACACCAUCUAGUUAUUAUUCAGGCAAAUAAAACCUAUUUAUUUAGUGGCUUUAUUAAAAGGUCUGAUGAGGACAUUUUGCAUUCCAAAGUAAUGACACAUUGCAGUGUGUGCUGUGUUCAGCCUUGGGUAUUUUUUGCCCUUGAUUUGCAUUGAAAGAUCGCACAGCAGCUACCUUGGUAACAUACUGUACAUGAUCUUUUUUUUCUUCUUUUUUUUAACCUAUAUAUUUUCUGCAUUUUCUACCUUUUCUUUGGCAUGGUCCACACUGCUACACUGUUACCGCGCUGACCCCCACUGUUAUACUGUGGACAGUCAUAUGUGUCCUUUGACACACUUCAUUUUACCCACUCCCACAUAAGCUUCAUUGAGAGGCAGAAAGUGGCAGGUGAGAUAUGAAUGGGAUAUUGAAAAUUGGGAUUGCGGUCCAUAUUCUUCUCUCUUGCUUCAGCAAAGAGAGCGAGGCUUGUUAAUACAAAAAAAAAGCAACCCCAUUAGACAAGUUGUGCUGAAAUCAAGCCUCUCUUGUUCAGCAGAGCAGCCAGCUGCCGGGAGAAAACCACACAGUGGAAUAUCUACAAGGAAUAUUCAAUAAGACACAGAAAAAGGAGCUGCACUGGGACCAGUGGCCAGGGGGGCUUUACGAGUUCUCACUUUGGUCUUUAAUCACUGAAACCCAGAGAAAUGUGGGGGAAGAGCUUUGGUGCUGCGACGGAGGCUCAGUCCACCGUGGCACACAAAGACAGAAAAGGGACUUAAUGUCAACACUUGAUAGGGAGGAAGCUCUGAAUUAUUGAUAUCGCAAAAUGUUGGCGUGCACGGCACGUGAGAGCUAAUAGCUCCAUUUGGUAAGCUGUGAUUCAGAGAUGACAGUUGGCUCACGCACACACAGGCACACACACACACACACACGUUACAAUUGUUACAGACUCUCAGACUUGUUUUGGUCAUUAAUGCAGAUUCCCAAAUCAAUCACUGGUUCCUCCAGACAGACUGGCCAUUACUAACAUGCAUUGGAACAUGUCCGUUUUCAGCUCCUGUUGGGUUGAGUAUUUCUUUACACUGUGUAUCACAUUUAAGCUGAAUAUGUGAAGCAUGGAUUGUUCUUGAUGUCAGUCUGAAUCAGGACAAUGCAGCGGUGUGUAAACAUUUCUUUCUAGGUGGGGGAGUCACUAAAGUCUUUUUUUCCCCCUUAAUCGAAGCAGAUAAAAAGCAGAAUACUCGUUAGAGUACUUUCUUUGUUAAAGAAAAGAAAGAGUAGCUUUCUUAGGAUCAGAAAGUGGGACAUGUACAGUACAUUUGGGAUGACACUAAAGGGCUUAAACACAAGUUACAUUAUUACCAGGUUUUCCUCCACUCUUUUCUAUACUUUGCCGUCGCUGUUUGCUGGACUUGAUAGCGUUGAUGAGGAGCAGUAUGUGUAUGAUAAAAAAAAAAAAAAAUCAUUAUAUCAGUAUUAUCCAAGGGGUUCUCAUCCGCUAUGUUUACGAUUUUGUAUAGCGUCAGUCUUUAUGCGCAAUGUUUUCACCAAUCUGGAGCUUCUGCACACAGAGACAGAAGAGAUCAAGUGUUUGUUGUCCAGCUAUGCUCAACAUCUGUUUUUAAAAAGGGUUUUACUCCUAUGGUGUGCUUUAUAUGUAUGAUUUUUGUUUUUUUUUACAUCAUGAACCUGUAUUAAAUAUACUUGCUGUUAGAAUUAAUGUCCGGAUAUCAAUGACAGCGGAUGUGAUAAAAUACUCUGGUUGUUGACCUCUGCUACCAUGGUCCAGAGCCAAGGUAUUUUCCACUACCAUUGAAGAAUCAAUAAGCUAUUUGCGAUUUAACUACCAUCCAUUAGUGAGCAUAUCCUUUUAUAGAAUAACUCAUUGAUUAACUCAUUUCGGUGUUAAUCAUGCAUCACAUGCAAACUUAUAUGAGAUCCAAUUUUCUAUUUUUGAUGUCCAGAUCCGUUUGUGGUAUUUAGGCAUAUGUGUAUAUGGAUACAUAUGGCCCCAACACUGCAUUUAUGCGUGACUAGUAAAGCAUAUUUUCUAUGGUAGAGCCCAUCUCCCACUAUUGUUUGCACAGUAGCUUAUAAUAUGCACCGUGAUGCCCCAUUGUCCUCUUACUGUUUACUGACUUUAUAAUUUGUGACAUUAAGUUAUGAAAAAGCUGUAUUUUGGUACUAUUCAAAUAUUGUUAGAAAAAGAGAUAUAGCAGACGUUUUGUUCCAGAAAUAUAUUACCAUAGUGUUUUUAUGAAUUUGUCUGUUUUCCUUAUUUUGGAGAGGGAUGACAGGGAUAUUUUUGUUCUUCUUUUGUUGAUGAUUUGCCAUCGGACAGUAUAUCACCAUUGUUCUAUAUACGACUUUCUUACGUGGCAAUAAAGGAUGACUUCUGUA